UUAUUAUUGUUGCGGUGAAAAUUGCAAAAUUCUGUCCCUCCUCCGCCAAGCGAUAUACCACCACUCUCCCGGGUUUGACCAGUUUUGUUGCACUCUGUCUGUAUAUGUGUGUGUGUGUUCUGGGCGUGCGUGAGUGAGAAAAGCGUGUUGAAAAAUAUAGUUUACGUGCAUUCGUCGGGUGGUGUUUUUUUGGUGUUAUUGUCCCACCAUGGAAAAAGGUGUUGUUUAAAUGUUUCCAGCCACGGAAACGGGCCCGAUUUGUGUGCGCAUUUCAGUGUGUGUGUGUGUUCCGGAAGUGUACAAAAAAAAGUAGGAGCAGCAAUUGAACGGAUAAUAAUCACCAGUGGGAAAUUGCACGACACCCAUGCGGCCCCGGUGCGGGUGGGAACGACAGGUACAGAGGAACCGACCGGUCACCAUCGGGCGGGAGAGACGGCAUUGUGCGAAGGAUUAAUCCACCGAUCGCGGCGAUACAAUUCCUGACGUGCCGCAGACGGACCGCCCCACAGUAAAUAAAAUCGCACAAUAAUUAUAUCGAUCCCCCGGAAGCCGACGUGCCGCGGCAUAGCACGAGCGAUGGUUGCAAUGCCGGCCGGAUGCAUUAUCCGGUCGCCGGUGGGUCCUGCUGGUUGCUGCUGGCGUGUUGCGGUAGCGUUGCUGAUAAUUAGCUGUUUAUAUAAUCCUCCAACGGCGGAAGCACAACAGAGACCGAAAAUUAACGAACAUCCCAAGGAUGCGGUAGCGGCAAAGGAUGAACCGCUCACCCUUAACUGCAAAGCGACAGGACGGCCGCCACCCGAAUUCAUCUGGUACCAGAACGGGGCGCCUCUCGCACAAUCGGAUCGGCGCGUAGUCUUGCCCGAAGGAUCACUCUUCUUCCUGAGAGUCACUCAAAACAAACGUGAACAGGAUGCUGGUGUUUAUCACUGUGAGGCCCGAAACUCGGCAGGUGUUGCAAUCAGUGAGAACGCUACGCUUCAGAUUGCAGUACUCCGUGAUGAUUUCCGCCUGAUGCCAAAGGAUACGGUAGCGCUCGUUGGUGGUCCCGUCGUACUCAACUGUACACCACCACGGGGUAUCCCCGAACCGUCCGUGCUGUGGAUCAAAGACGGCAAGAUACUGGACAUUAACGGCAAACAUCACUCACUCGUCGAUUCGGGCAGUUUGCUUAUCUCCGAAAUUCAACCAAGCGAUUCGGGCAAAUACGAAUGCUCGGCACAAAGUAUGGCCGGCACAAAAACGACCCCACCGGCUUACCUGAAGGUGCUGGCACCGCCCACCAUUGUGAAGAGUCCGCACGACACGGAGGUGCUCGAGGGCGAAGGGUUCGAUCUGCCGUGCGGACUAACCGGUGAUCCAAAACCGAUCGUAACGUGGCGUAAGGAAAGUGGCCGUCUGCCGGAAGGACGCUCGCGCAAACUGCUGGACAACACGCUGCGCAUUGAGGAUGCCCGGCAGGAGGAUGAGGGCAAAUAUUACUGCGAGGGUCACAACGAGGGUGGUAACGUAACGAUAUCGGUGUACCUUUACGUGUACGAGGCACCGACGUUUAUGGAAGCACCGGUGGAUGUGAUGAUCCGCGAGGGUGAACCGCUGUUGCUGCCCUGUCGGGCGAAGGGCCGCCCAGCCGUACGAAUCUUCUGGGAUCGGAUCGAUCGGAAGCAUGUGGACAACAAUGAGGUGCAUCAACAACAGAUGCGCGAUGAAGGUGAACAGUCGGCCGGAGCGGAUGGUUUGGGAGGCAGAAAGAAACGGGCAGUCAGUUGGGGCUUCCCGGAAGGUUACGCGUUUGCACCGGAGAUGGCAUCGUUCGUGGCGAAUGGGAGUGGCGAUGGCGGAACGGGACGUGGCAAUUGGUCGAUCAAGAUUGAACCCGUGUCCGAGCGGCAACUGUUGCAGCAGUAUCCAACGCGUGUGUCUGCCUUCCGUGCCGAUUCGAGCGAACGGAACCGUCUGCUUUUGCGCAGCAGAAGAGACACUUCACCGGAAGGGGAUCAUCAGCACGGAGAAGGCACCGUGUCACCGGAUGGUUCCACGGGUACGAUGGCGACGACGACCGCCCAUCCGCACAGCAGCAGCGACAUUGUGUUCGAGGAGAACGGAAGCCUUUCGUUCCGACAGAUACUGAAGGGCGACGAGGGUUGGUACGCUUGUGCUGCAAUCAACGAGGCGGGCAGCAUCGUGAAGAAGAUCCACAUCAAGGUGAUGGCCGAGGGUGAGGCACCGGGCAGGGAUCCGAUCCUGGAGUACGAACAGCACCGGUGGGUUAACGAUCAACAGUUUAUCGUGCUGAACAACGUGUUUACCGUGUCCGCGAACUCGAUCGGCAUUACGUGGGACGUCACGGACAGUACGUCUCGGAUGCAGCUUCGUAUGUACUAUCGGGUGGCCUCGAAACCGGUCGACUACUAUCUGUACAAUUCGACGUUUAGCAGUGUACUGACCACGAGCAACUUGAAGGAGUUAACGCUCAUGGGUCUUCGACCGUACAGUGAGUAUGAAAUCUUUGCGAGUAUUCCCGAGGGUUUGGCCGGGUCCGUGUCGAAUGUACGGCGUGGCCGCACGCUUGACGGUCCACCAUCGGCACCACCGGUCGAUGUGCGGGUUGGAGUGAUAAAUACCACGGCCGCUUUCGUACGGUGGUCGCCACCUCCUGUACAUCUUCUGAAUGGAGAGUUGACAGGCUACAAGAUACAAAUCAAGUCAAAUGCCACAAACAAAGUGUUGGGACAGAUGUCACUUAAUUCUUCCACACAAUCGGUCGUCAUUAAUAGUCUCACGCCUGGUGCGAUGUACAUUGCUCGUGUUGCUAGUCUAACAGCUGGUGGAAUAGGUCCUUACAGUUCUCCCACUCCGUUACACAUGGAUCCACAAAAUAUAGUGAGAUCCGAUCCAACGCCAAGCUACUGGACCGCUUCUUGGAUGUCCGGGACGGCUAUAGUUGUGCUCUGCGUCGGACUGAUCAGUGCGGCCAUUUUCGCGAUCUUCUGGACGGUACGAAAGAAGCAGAGUGUGAAAGCAUCCUAUCCGGGACCCUCGGUGACGACGAUUAUACCGGACAAGCAGCAUACGCUCUGGUUGCACGGGAAUACGCUCGUGAAAGCACCGUCGCACUCGCUGGAUCCACCCAGCACGUCCGAGUAUGCUGAACUGACGAACAACACGAUACAGUCACAAACGAUGGGCAAGAUGAUGAUGGGCGGAAGCAUCCCACCGGAACCGUAUGCGACCGUAACGCUUCAGCGUGGUGGCAUGAUGACACUCGGCGGACUUGGUGGUCCUAAUGGCGGUGGUGUUGGCAUGGGACCAACGCUGUCCGAAGAAUCGUGUCUCAAGUGCUCGAACGGUAAUAGUCCGACGUCGAGCAACGAGUACAAUGCACCGAUGAGGGAACCGAUCAACAUAUCGGACGUGUUACCACCACCACCGGAUCACCCGUAUGGCACGUACCGGCCUCCGAACAAUAUGACGAUUCGUACGAACCCAGCCGCCCUGUCUCCACAGAUGAUGCGGAAGAAUGGGAAUGGUGUGGGCGGUCAGGGGAAUGGACAACCCCGGUGGGACACACUUCCACCGCCGAUACCGAGCUUCCCCCAGAACUGGAUCCGACCCCAUCCUCAUCAGCAGCAGCAGCAGCAUCACCAUCCGGAUAUGUACAACAAUGUGAACGCGACAGAGAAUGACUACGAAAGUGGGUCCGUGCUGUACGAACAGUGCUAUCGCACGGGGCCUCCGUCGAGCGGGGGUGCGAGUGUUGGUGGUGGCAGCGCUAUGACCGAUCCCAUGUUGAUCGGUGGCAAUAUCGAGUUCUUCAGCCAGGCGGGCGAACCAACGGAAGAGUUUUACCGCAACGUGAACCAGGAGUUCUCGGACGAUAUGGGUUUCGAGCCGGCGAGUCCACCGGCACCCUGUCCGGAAUCGGUACCGUUCAACGGGGGCAAAUAUCUUGCAUCGUCCUCUAGCGAGAGCCCAAUGAUGACGGCCCGUAGACACAACAAUGGUGGACGCGGCGGUUAUGCGGGACAUCAUCUGCAAAUGCAGCAGCACCAUCAACAGCAACUUCAGCACCAUCAGCAGCAGCAGCAACAGCAGCAGCAGCUGCACGGACAGAACAGCGUUGAGCAUAGCUCGGACGAUAGCGAUUGCGAUUGUGGGAAUGGUAGCAAUGAGGGUCGGUGGGUACCCCGAACGAAACCACGAUCGCGGAGUCGCUCGAAAUCGACCGAUCGCAAGUACAACCGUAAUCUCAUACGAUAAGAUAGGGACGGGGAUGGGAAUGUCUCCUUGCUGGUGAGGAACCAGAAGGACAACGGCUGUUAGCCGUGCAGCUGAGGCUAUUCUUUCUUCGCGAAUACGAUAAAGAAACAAGAAGGCAUUUUUUGCCGAGUAGGUUAAGAAGGGGGAAUGGCGAGCGAUCGAUUGGCGUGCGAGGGGAACAACACGCGUAUCAACUCAUCCUAUCAAACGUAAAAACAAUAACACAUACACACAUGCAAACACAUUCAAAAGUACGUAUUAACGCUACCUAUGGCUUUCUCUUCAGUAACUUAAAGAGCAUUUCAGUCUCCUGUAGCUCUCAUAGGGGAGGCAUAUUCUUCUUAGAAUAACGCUUUUUUCUUAUCUUCCCCACUCAUUAGCCAUCGGGCGGUACUAGCCGAUAUAUCAUGCCAUCAUCAAAACAGACGUAUAACAUAGGCACAUAAUAAGGAGUAGUGUAUUUAUUUAGUAAGUGCAGUAGAAGGAGCGUUAGUAUAGUAACAGUUACAAUACCAAACACUGAAUCGCCGCUUCCGAACGGCGAGCAAUCAAACACGAGCCGUACAUUCAGCAUCCGUGAAGAAUAGGGCUCUGCUCUCGAAAAGACCUUUUUGAAGAUGGUCCUCUUUUGGGGAAUGUUCUGUGGGGUCUUGCGUGUGUAUUGUCAUCAGCUAGCUUCCAAUUAAUUAAGCAAAUCACUGUAGUUAAGUGGUCCGAUAAUACGCUUGAAUGGCAUGGGUGAAUGGAUAGUUCUUUAAAGCAGAAGUACAAGAGGAAUUUAAAAAAAGGUCGCCAAUUGGUUGAAAAUUAUACUCAAGUUCUGUACCACGGUAUAUUUGGAACUGUAGGUCAUCACUCAGCAAACGAUUCGGAAUGCAAAAGGUCAGUUCGGAUUGCACAGGACCAUGGUUCGAAAACAGUUUCCUUCUUUUUGCUUUAAAUGUUAAGUUAUUCAAGUGUACCGGUGCGCUUUACCGCUUACAUUCUAUAAAGAGACUUCUUUUUCUAAUGUCCAAAAUUUUAAUAAUAAUUCUGUACCGGGCAAACAUAGAAUAGAAUGUAUUGUUCGAACUGUCGUUUAGUUACAUAAACACAAAGAAUAUUAGUGUUAUGUUCACUUAUCGUUAUUCGUUAGUAUCUCUCACUACCAACUUUGAAGAAUCUCUUAGAAUAGAUUUGAAAAAUGUUCGAUAGAAGUUGCUUCGGAGAAUUCAAAUAGAAAUGUUUGGAACGCUCGUUGGGAAGUAAUUAAAUUUUUCAAUUCUACAUAUCAAUUUCUACUUUAUUUGAUCGAGUAUAAAACACAACCUGUAGCUUAAGAAAGAUAAUUCCCGAUGUACAUUUACAAAAAGUUGAUCUUGCUUUAAUAUUAAUUUUUGUAAAGUUACCAUAAACCAAAGCGACGAUUUUGUGCCAUAAUACCUGAACGACGAUGGUACGUUUGAAUCACUCUCGCGUCACAACUCACGCAUUGAGAGGAAGCCAAAAUGAUGCACUUUUGCCGCCUUCCCGAAGAUGGGCAACGAAUUGAUUGCCCCGGCUCGUAUACCACACACUGAAGGAGAAGAAAACGCAACAACAUAAAAAGUGGAUGAAGAUGGUUGAUUUAAGGCUCGGUUAAAGGCUUCGAGCAAUAUACGAAAACAAGAAGCAUUUAAUACAUACCCACACAAACGCAUUGUACGAUGCACGGCACGCAGAAGGAUUGUUCCUGAAUAAUAUCGUUUUUUUCGUUGGAAAUGUUACAACAGACCGAGAGAGAGGGAGAGUCUUGUCACUCUCGCUCCUUGUACAGAUGUUCUUCGAGGAUUUAUUUAACUGAUUCAGUUCGUUCGUUUGUUGUCGUGUGUUUCCUUAUUUCGUCGAUGUUCGUCCGUUCUGGUUUGGUUUACAAGUUUGCCAAUUUGGUGAGCAUGUUAGGUGUUUACAGAGAUGCAAAUUACAACAGCAACAACAACAAAAAAGAACAAAACAAGAAAGUACUGUACAGCAAAACACAUAUAUCUAUAUAUAUAUAUAUACAUUAAAAUAAUAUAUAUAAAUAUAUAUAUACACCAACUCAAUAAUCAGUAGAACGUAGGGAUGUGCGCUGCCUAGUGAAUAGCACGAUCGAGGCGUCCUUCACGAUUUAUUGCAGAUCGGCCAAAAAACACAAAAAAUGACACCGAACGAUAUCAAGCCACGCAGCGGAAUAACAAAUGGACGUAGAAAAGAAACAGCUCUCAAGAGGAACGCUCUUAGCAACAAGCAACAGGAAGCAAUUAGAAAGCGAAAAGGUGUGCCGAUAAUGAUAACCGAGAGCAAGCGAAACAAAACGAAGGGUCCCAAAAACCGCAGCAGCAAAACAAACAAAUCAAAAACAUAUGACACAAAAAAGAAGGAAAAAAAAACAAACAAACAAAACAAAACAAAUCGACCGCAAAGUAUAAUAUAGAAAUGAAAUAUUAUAUCAACUGUGAUAAUGUAAUUGAAAACAAAACAAACAAAAACUCUAAACAAGGGAUUCACGCGAUCAAGGAUAGAAUGCACAAUGCAGCAGAACUUUCACAGCGAAACGCGUGACGGCGCCGGGCAUGUUGCUGAUUCGGUUUGGGCGUUUGUCGGUUCGGUGUGUCGUGUGGCAUGUUCGCUGCAGCCCGAUUCGCAAGCAAACUGGAAUGCUCUCGUUACACCUCUCGAGAAGUCCACAACCCCAAAAAAAAGGAACAUCCCAAUGUCAUUCUUUCCCGACCUUGUGAAUCGCACUCGAGUAAGUUGACGCGAGGUUGAGUUAUGCACCAUCACCUGCGUCAGCAGUUUGCAGACCCUGGUGUGUUGUUUGCUAUGGUUUUGGACCGCAGUAAGGGAACCGCUACAAAAUGCUAACAUGAAAAUUGGACUACUUCUGCCGAUGGUACACGGAGCAUACACACGCAAUUUAACAGCAGAAAAACAUUAUGCAUUACACACAUAUAAUAAUAAUAUUAGUAUUAUAUGAAUUAAUUUACUGCCUUAAACAAAACGUAGCUAAUAAACGAUGAGUGUGUGCGUGUGUGUGUGUGGGGGACGGUUAGAGAACAAACGGCCGUGAAGAAAAAGCCAGUUGCAUAAAAAAGUGUGCGAUCGUUACACAAGCGCUUGUUUGAUAUAGAAUAUGGGAGCGUAACAAAGAAGAUAAAAAAAUCAUACAGAUUUGCAAGUUUUGAGGGUUCAAUUUUUGGAACAUAUUUCGGAAACUUUUGCAUGCGAAAGAAGGGACGAACCAACAACAAACAAAAAACCAAACGAGUGCUGUAAAAGGUGCGCUGAAGACAAGAAAAGAAAUGCAAACAUAGUGCACUCACUGUCCACAAAUUGAAACAAAAGCAUAACAAACUAACCACAGCCAUAGGGGAAUGGAACGAAAUGGAAAUGGACUGCAAACGGAGAGAACAAAAUGAAAAGAAAUCAGACAAGAGACUAAACAACUGGAGGAAAGUUAGCGAACACACAAGAAAACAAGUAAACUCAAGAAGACUUAUUUUACAUCAUGAUUAUUAUGAUUGAUAAGUAUAUUAUUACCAACCUAGUGGAUGUAUCGUAUAGGGGCCCGGGCAUUAGAGCUAUUAAAGGGACAGCAUUAAGCGUACGGGAACGAUGGAAUACAAACAUAAGAAGAAUACGUUCUCGAGGGUAAACAAAAAAAACUUUAUGGACGUGUGGAGUACACGCCAUUCUGCAAACCGAUCAAUGCGGCAAUGGUUGCAAUCGUACUUGGUAGCACAAAAUAGGGAAAGCCGGUAGUGUUUAAGAAGCAAUGCUUUAGAAAGCCGACAAAAACCUAGCAGGAAAAGAAACAAAUCAAAAGUAAGCCAACACCGACCGACAGCUCAUAUAUACUUGCAUGCAUUUAGCGAAACCUUUAAUCUUUACCAUUAAUUACGACAAGCGAAACCAAAACCAGCCAACAAAACUAUUUAUGAAUCCUAAUCAUAGUGCGCCAUUAACGAAAGCCAUUACACCCACUAUCAGACACGUACACACAUUUACGAAUACGAAUAGGAAGAAGGGGAUGAUCAGCGUAACGGAGCACGAAAGGUCUGCCGUUCUGUGGCCGAUUCACCUUCCCAAUCCAGUCAUCAUAAUCCAAUCAGUUAUUAAGAUAAUACCUACCUUUAAGAACGUUGCAUAGUCCACAUAAUUCUAUACAAUUUCUUGCCUCUCUAAACUUGAACGCGCGUAUAUUCUCCAAACAUGGAAAACAAACAGUCAAACACAGUCAAACACAGUUCACACUAGCACACUCACAAUUCUGGAGAUAGAAAGAACGAAGCACGAAAAGUGACUUUUUAGUGUUUGUAAGCGUUUAAGUAUGUUGUAUUUAAAUUAUAUUCAAUUUCCUUGCGGUGAAUAUUAAUUUUACGCACCUGUUCGCGUAAAUGUUUAAUGAGUUGAAUCGAUUUACUGCAUGCCAAAGCCUCCAUCAUGUUGAAAUGCCAUUUUUAUUUGUUUCGUGCUUAGAGAACGAUGUGCCAUAGAUUGAUUUAUAUUGAUUUAUAUUUACAUACACACAAACACACACACACACUGCCUGUUUGCUUGCAAACUUUGUGUAGAGUUCGAAAUUCGGAGGUAAAAGAACAAAAGCCAAACAAACGAGAAGAACGAAGAACGAGUAUAUAUGAAAAAACCGAAGAAGAAAUCAUUCAAGAGGGCCCAACAUUGAUUGACUAUAGUAGCGUUACUUGUAGUGAACGAAGUGAGAAGGAAAGAAUAGCAUAACUUACGCGAAACCACACUUACAAACACCCAUACAAACAAGCACACAUUACGAAACACAUGCAUACUCUAGCGCAAAUUUUAUCUAAUCCCGAACGUAAAUUAAAAGGCGACAAAAAAUGAGAAAAAGUAAGCAAUGGAGCGAAGAAAAGCAUAACCAUAGAAGUAAAAAACCAAAAGCAAAGAAAAAAAAAACAACUCUAUUCUCUUCAAUCUUUAUAUUUUUUUCCACAAGUUAUUCGCUUUCUCGAAUCCGCUUUUCUCGCGCGCUAGCGUUUUCUCUCUAUAAUCAACUGAAAAAAAAGCAAAAUGGAAAUCAAUCGUUAAAACAGAACUCUAUACCUACCUAACGAGAAUUCUGUAGCAAUACUUGGAACACUGAACCAAGAAACCGUGUGGAAGUGUGCGCACCAAGAGAAAACAGAGAAUGUAAGGUUACGGCAUCAGCAUAGGCAAAUGAAAGAGAGUAAAAGAAAAAUGCAAAAACAAAAGUGUUAUGAAACAUAUAAUGCAGCCAGUUCACUUUAGAUAAGUAGUGAUUGACAAAACCAAAACAAAACAAAAUAUGGCGUUAAAAGGAAAACAUGUAGUGUGUAAGCGAAUAAAUUAGUUCAGAGAGGAGAGCGAAAAACGAGGAACAAAAAUGGAAAAAAGGGAAAAAAUAAUCAAAGAAAACAUAGAGAAGCAAAACAAAGGGGAGAAACCGUUUUUGGGCCAUAAUAUCGAAUAAUGAUGAUUUGUUUGUUUAAUCGUUCUGUUUUUUUUUUUGGAAGUAAGUAGCGAGAGUAUUUCCUCCUUCCCCCCCCACAGAAUGCUGUGUAAAAGUCGCAAAAGCAAAGCAACAAAGAUGAAAAAUUAGACGAUAAACGCAAAUUAACAAAAAACGCAACUUUUUAGAUGAUAGUUUUAAAAAAGCGUGCAGUGGGACGGGCCGUAUCGCAGAAAGCAUUAGGAAACGUAAAGCAAAUAAUGGAUAAACCAUCCAAAACACAACAACCCACAAACAAAAGACAGCAGCAGCAAAUAGAAAGGGGCGAUCACUCACUCACAAAAGACAAACAACUGCAAACAUACGAAAAGUACAGUUCGGAGUGGAAAAAAUGGACAAACCGAAAACUCCGCACAGUUACAGUACGGAUAACAAACUAAACUAAUACAGGUGCAGCACGCGCGGUGGAUAACAGGCAAACAAAACCAAUCCAUGACACACGGAAUCAAUCCUAUCUCUUACAAACAUAAGUAGAAAUGCAACACGAAAAAAAAAACUCAAAACAGUCGAAUAACCCAAGGAAGGAAGCGAAAGCGAGCGGGAGGAUGGAAACAUAACAGCCACAAAACAAAGGUGAAACAAAAGUAACUAGAGAAAACUAAUAAUGAAGCAACAAAACAGCAUCAA
Molecule: messenger RNA, 10390 nt
Organism: Anopheles moucheti
Lineage: Eukaryota; Metazoa; Arthropoda; Insecta; Diptera; Culicidae
Product: roundabout homolog 1-like
Exons: 7
Coding region: 577-4257 (1226 amino acids)
Biological process (GO): dendrite self-avoidance; axon guidance; homophilic cell-cell adhesion
Cellular component (GO): plasma membrane; axon
Molecular function (GO): cell-cell adhesion mediator activity
Source: RefSeq, a predicted model, not a curated record